Molecule: messenger RNA, 2793 nt
Organism: Penicillium manginii
Lineage: Eukaryota; Fungi; Ascomycota; Eurotiomycetes; Eurotiales; Aspergillaceae
Product: ATP-dependent Clp protease ATP-binding subunit
Exons: 1
Coding region: 1-2793 (930 amino acids)
Biological process (GO): cellular response to heat
Cellular component (GO): cytosol; cytoplasm
Molecular function (GO): ATP binding; ATP hydrolysis activity
Source: RefSeq, a predicted model, not a curated record
AUGAACGGCGCUCAAUUCACAGAUCGGGCAAACAAGGCCUUGCUGGAUGCCAGCGGCUUGGCUGAACAAUAUGCCCACUCGCAAAUCCUACCCCUCCACCUGGCUGUCACUCUUCUCAACCCAACUCCAGAUGAAUCCGAAGAUCAACAGCCCGUGGGCCACUCCUCCCACGAAUCCUCCUCUACCCCGCUAUUCCGCCAGGUCAUCGAACGUGCUCAUGGUGACCCUCAGGUACUCGAUCGGUCACUAAUGAAGCUGUUGGUUCGUCUGCCGAGUCAAGACCCGCCCCCAGAGACUGUUGCCGUCUCUCCACAACUUGCAAAGGUCCUCCGAUCCGCUGCCGACCUGUCAAAGACACAGAAGGACAGCUUUGUCGCGGUCGAUCACUUGAUUCAAACGGUUGUCCAGGAUUCUCAGGUCGAACGUGCCUUGCGCGACGCCAGUGUCCCCAACCUUAAAUUGAUCGAUACUGCCGUGCAGCAAAUCCGUGGAUCCCGGCGCGUCGACUCCAAGACCGCCGAUUCCGAAAGCGAAAAUGAGAAUCUCAAAAAAUUCACAAUUGACAUGACUGCUCUCGCUCGCGAGGGUAAGAUCGAUCCUGUCAUUGGUCGCGAGGAAGAGAUCCGCCGUGUUAUUCGAAUCCUGAGUCGUCGAACAAAGAACAACCCUGUCCUGAUUGGUGAACCCGGUGUUGGUAAGACAACCAUUGUAGAGGGUCUGGCCCGCCGAAUCGUCAAUGCCGAUAUCCCUGCCAAUUUGGCCCAAUGCAGGCUCCUGUCUCUCGACGUCGGCUCUCUAGUUGCCGGCAGCAAAUAUCGCGGCGAGUUCGAGGAGCGAAUGAAGGGUGUCCUCAAAGAAAUCGAGGACUCCAAAGAAACUAUCGUUCUCUUUGUCGAUGAGAUCCACCUUUUGAUGGGCGCUGGAUCGAGCGGCGAAGGCGGCAUGGAUGCGGCCAAUCUGCUGAAGCCGAUGCUGGCUAGAGGCCAGCUGCAUUGUAUCGGUGCGACCACUCUGACCGAGUACCGCAAGUACAUUGAGAAAGACCAGGCUUUCGAGCGCCGGUUCCAACAGGUUCUUGUCAAGGAGCCGUCGGUGUCUGAAACCAUUUCCAUUCUCCGUGGUCUCAAAGAGAAAUACGAAGUCCACCACGGUGUCAACAUUAUGGAUGGUGCCAUUGUUGCUGCGGCUACCCUGGCUGCUCGCUAUCUCACAGCCCGCCGUCUCCCCGACUCGGCAGUUGACCUCAUCGAUGAGGCUGCCGCUGCGGUUCGAGUCACCCGUGAGUCUGAGCCCGAGGCACUCGAUACUCUGGAUCGAAAGCUCCGCCAACUCCAGAUUGAGAUCCAUGCCUUGGAGCGUGAGACGGAUGAAGCUUCCAAAGCUCGGCUCGAAAUUGCCAAGCAAGAGGCUGCAAACGUCACCGAGGAACUGCGACCUAUGCGCGAGAAGUACGAAAGCGAAAAGAAGCGUAGUAAGGAAGUGCAAGAUGCCAAGAUUAAGCUCGACUCCCUGAAAGUCAAGCGCGACGAGGCUGAGCGCUCCGGCGAUACUCAAACAGCUGCCGAUCUCGAAUACUAUGCUAUUCCUGAGACCAAGAACCUCAUCGAGCGUCUUGAGGCUGAUCGAGCCCGAGCUGAUGCGGAGCGACAUGCUACCGCUGGUGAGGGUGGUGAGGCUCUACUCGCUGAUGCAGUUGGACCCGACCAGAUCAACGAGAUCGUCGGUCGCUGGACUGGUAUCCCUGUCACGCGACUCCGCACCACCGAGAAGGACAAGCUGCUGAACAUGGAGAAGAAGUUGAGUAAGCUUGUGAUCGGUCAGAAGGAGGCAGUCGUCUCUGUUUCGAACGCCAUCCGACUGCAACGCUCCGGCCUGAGCAAUCCGAACGCCCCUCCCAGUUUCCUCUUCUGUGGUCCUUCGGGUACGGGUAAGACUUUACUCACCAAGGCCUUGGCUGAAUUCCUCUUCGACGACCCCAAGGCCAUGAUCCGAUUCGAUAUGUCAGAAUACCAGGAGCGCCACUCACUCAGCCGAAUGAUCGGUGCUCCUCCUGGCUACGUUGGCCACGAUGCCGGUGGCCAGCUGACCGAAAGUCUUCGUCGACGCCCCUUCUCCAUUCUCCUCUUCGAUGAGGUUGAGAAGGCAGCCAAGGAAGUUCUCACCGUCCUCCUACAACUCAUGGAUGACGGACGUAUCACUGACGGCCAAGGCCGCAUUGUCGAUGCCAAGAACUGCAUCGUCGUCAUGACCUCCAACUUGGGCGCAGAAUUUCUUGCCCGCCCAACGACCAAGGAUGGCCAAAUUGACCCGCAAACUCGCGAGAUGGUCAUGGGUGCACUUCGCAACUACUUCCUGCCGGAAUUCCUCAACCGUAUUUCCAGCACCGUUAUCUUCAACCGUCUCACCCGGAAGGAGAUCCGCAAGAUCGUCGACCUUCGUCUCAACGAGGUCCAGAAACGCCUUGAGCACAACGGCCGUAAUGUCGAAAUUUGCUGCAGCGAGGAAGUCAAGGAUUACCUUGGCGAUGCGGGUUACUCGCCAGCUUAUGGUGCCCGACCCUUGCAGCGACUCAUCGAGCGCGAAGUCCUCAAUCGCCUCGCUGUCCUCAUUCUCCGUGGCAGUAUCCGGGAUGGCGAGCAGGCUCGUGUUGUUCUUCGCGAUGGUCACCUCGACGUCCUGCCUAACCACCAUACUCCCACUGACAGCGACGGAGAUGAAUCCAUGAGUGACUCUGACUCCUCCAUCGCUGAUAUGGAGGAUGAAACUGGCAGCAUGGAUCUCUACGAUGAGUAA